GAUACACACUUCUCAUCAGCUCUUCCCUGUUUUUUUUUUUGUUUUUUUUUUCCAAGCAGGAGUGUAAAGUAAGUCUUUGAGGGCUGUGUGCUUUCUGGAUCCUUGAUAACAUGACAAGCUGCAUGUUUUUUUGUGUUUUUUUUGGCAAAUGUGAGGUAUGGGAAUGGCUGCUAUAACAUAAGUGAUAUCAGGAAGUUGUCUCAUGGACCUUCCACAUCAAAUGUAGCUAUAGGCAUUGUUAAAAUGCAUGGUGUGUGUUUUAUUAAUAAAUUAAACAUUGGCUUCAGUGGCAAAUCUCUGUGCAUACUAGGAACAAAACACUUUGGGGCAUGUUCUGUCGGGACAUGCAGCUAAUUUGUAGACUAACCCUUUGAAGUCUAAAAAAAUAAAUGUUUUGCUAUAGAUUUAGUUUUGCUGUAUUAAACCACCUUAAAUGUUUUAAUGUUUAUCUUUUUUUAUUUUGUUAUUUUUUAAAUGUAAGAUACUGUAUUAUUGUGUAAAGUGCUUGUACAACCCACAAAUAAGAAAAAAAAAGCACCUAUAAAAAAUAUUUUAUAUAAGCAAAGAACUCUAGUGAACUAGUUACAAAUAAAAUAGAUCAGUCAUUGGCAUUUUUUUUUCAGUCUCUCAGUCCUUCCUUUUUUCAGUCUCUCAGUCCUUCCUUUUUUCAGUCUCUCAGUCCUUCCUUUUUUCAGUCUCUCAGUCCACCAUAAAUGCAAAAUAUAAACUUUAAAAAUGAGAAACAAGAAACUUUAGUGAACUAUUUACAGGUAAAACAGGCUUUUUGUCAGUCUGGGCAGCCCUCCAAUGUCAGAGGCUAUGUUUACAUUCACAUCAAAUUCCGUUUAAGGUCUAUAUUCGGGUUGCAGCCGUAUUCCGAAUACGAUGUUUAUAUGUGUACAGGCAUCAGAAUAUUCCUGUAUACAUGGUUGCUGUAAGUAUGCUUGAGUUGCCAUUCCUGAAAAGCAUCUGUUAGCACCCACAAUUCCUUGUGGACUGAGCGUGUACAUAUAUCUUCCUUCAGUGGAUUAUCUGAAUAAGGUGUUUACAUGCAACAAAUUUCCGAUUAAAACAGGCAUAUUCCAGGGAUGGGAAUUAGAAUUUGAGGAAUCAGAAUAUUGUCUUAAUCUGAAUCGGACAAUCAGAUUACAGUGUUUACAUGAUUCAGUGCUAAUUAGAAUAUUGGCAAAUUCAGAUUAAUAUCAGAAGAUUGAUGUGCAUGUAAACGUAUUCGGUGUCCUUUAGCUAUGCCAUUUUUCAAAGCAGUUCCAGUCCACAAUGAGGCACAGUGCCACGUCACAGGCCUUGUGGAUCAGCACUGUAUAGACAUAAGAAUAGAAGAUAUAUAAUAUAUAAAAUCUGUAUAUUUUGUUGUUUCAUGGAUGAGACUAUAUUACUACAAACCUUCAUAAAUGUAUAAGUACCCAGAAUUAUUUAUUUAUUUGUUUGUUUGUUUUACUAUUUGAUAUCUGGAAUGUUGCUUAAAACAUUCUCCCUUUAUUGUUAGAGUGGAUCAGUUGUGUUUUGCAUUCACAUUAUGCCAUUUUGUGUUUAAAUUUUUUAUGAACAAAGUUAAAAAGCUGCCCUUAGACUUCCAUUGUAAGUCAGUUUCAGCAUCAUCACUUAUGUACUUCAUAAGAAAAACACGGAAUGGUAUAAAGAAGUGAGGCUGGGGCUGAUCUCUUUCUAGCCCAGACUGUAGCUUCAUGCAGACUAUCAGUCGUGUCAGGUGAUGACACAGCGUGAAACACCCCCUGGAUUUGAUCUCCAUUUGAGCCGAUAUUUUACAGCCCACUUCGCUGACACACGUGUGACGCAUCAUCAGCAGUGAUUGAGAAGGCACAUUUGAAAUACAGUUGUGGGUGUAGUGAACAUGAAUGAGGUGGAUUUUUAUCAUCCAAAGCUAAAAGUAGACAGACUAAGUACAGACUGUCCAAUCAAAGUACCAAACACACACACAGACAGUCAUCAGAACCGUAAGUUUGGUGUGUUUGUGUGUGUUUUUCUUCUAUGACUUUCCUGGUGCUAGAUCUUGACUGACGUCAGUUUUUCCAUAGUUUGUACCUCAAUCUAUUAACCCCAGCUGAAGAACACCUCAGAUUUGAAUCAGCUCCUGACUGAAUAAUUAUCAUGCUUGGUUACAAAUACGACAGAUGUUCCUACAACCUAUUAAUCUCACAGUCUUCUGUGAGAAAUAUAAAAACGGAAUUUAUGUAUAAAGUGAUUCUUGAUAAAGUGUUUAAAGCUUGCCUGGGCUUUCAGGCCACUUGACGCUGACGGUUUUCCAGUGUGGACCUUCUCAACUCCAGUCUCAGAGGCUCACUGCUUUGCAUAGCUUCAAGGUCUCCUAACUCCCAACACAUCUGAUCUAGUUCAUCAGCUCAUUAUUAAGUGCUUCGUGGGUUGGAUGAGAUGUGUUAGGAGCUGUGAAUUCUUGGAAUUGUGCGGAGCCCUGGAGUGGAGAUCAGAAAAUGUGCAGUCAUUGUCCAGAACAAGGCUUGAUUUCUUCUUAACCUGACCACUUGGGUCAGCACAGUUAGUGCUGCCUCUGUGUUGGAGUAUAUGUGAUUAAGGGGAAGGAGUUGAUGUAGGGACUCCCGCUCUCGUAUAUGCCUGAUGUUUUAUUAUUUUUGCACAUUAAAACAUUGUCUGAAGCGGCAGCAUUAAGCUUUAAUAAAUUGUGUCCACGAUGGCUGCUUACGUUCCUCAGAAAUGACUCACGGUCUCGGAUACUCUGUCUACAACCUGUGACUGGUACUUUUUAUGCACGCUUCAGUAUCUUGAUCUUGGUUCUGAUUGGCCAUCCUGAAUUUGACUGCAGUCUUCAGUCUGGUUGGGUUUCUGACAGUCAAACAUUUGAACACAGUGAGCUUCUCAAGGCGAGAUAUAGUCUCCAGAAGUUCACUGCAUCACAACUUACUAGAGAGCUUUGUUUGAAGUGGCUAUUAGCAAGUAAACGUGGUUGGCUGGCCGGGUGUAGUGUCAGUCAAACAACCUUUUCCUGUGAAAGUACCUGGUCACAUCCAAUGAUGGUGUGCCAGACUCUCUAGGGAAAGCUAGAACUUCUGAGAGCACUCAGAAAUUACAUAUCCGGACACCAGAUUUGGAUGCUACAAGUCCGCAAGCUACAAUAGCAACAUAAAUGCUGAACAGAGUUUGAAGAGAAGCUAACACCACUCAUCCACAAUUCCUUUUGUUUGUGUGACAUUUCUAUACCAUUUCACUGACAUUUUACGGGCUGACAUGCAAACCUGAUAGGGAUGUAAUUUUUCAGCCUUAGAGGGCCUAGAGGGCAUUUCACCUCAUUUUACACCCCAUUCAUCCUGCCAUCCUAUAGACAAGGCCUUUAAAGGUUGAAUUUGGUGUACUGGAAUUGUGAAAAUGUGAAGCUCUUGGGUCUUGGCCCUGCAGGACAAGGACUCUGACACCUUUGUCUCACAAUAUCAUUUGGUUCAAAAUGGCCGUCCCAGAUGGUGCCUCAGUUGCCAGUAAAUGCUGAUUAGAGGAGCCAUUUCGACUCUGAGGGCUCCAGCUCGUGAUUUGGGCUUCAGACCACAUUUUGUAAGAGGCUGUUUGGCAACAAUGUGCAUAUUGGUACACAACACAUCAAGUAUAGCUCACUCUUUCUCUCUCUCUCUGAUAUGACGUAUAUCUCUAACGGGGCCUCUGGCAAAGUCUCUGUGCUUCUCUCACCUUCUCUUCUGCUUUUUCUGUUUACCCUGAGGUGUGUUCUCUGAGAAUGACAGCUGCAUGUAAUGCAGCCACAUAUCUUUCUUGGAAAAGAAACAAGAGAGGUAAAGCAAGGAUGGGAGAGGUGAAAGGAGAGACGAGAGCGCUCUCCCAUGCUGUGUGUGACGAGACGGACUCCUCGUUAAUUCUAUCAGCAAGGGGUCUGAUUCCUCUGAGCUGAUGGAGCUCGAAGCUGAACCUUAAACCUUACCAGCCAAACUCGCAAACUCUAAUACACACCGAAAAUGUUCCACUUUCUAUAUCUAUUGAGUGCUUCAGAAUAAGAGCACAUAUGUGGGAUUUCUUCCUGUAUAUCAGUGUUAACUGAUUCACUGCUGAUUCAUUGUUGUCAGAACUGCCACUACUCUUAUAUUUAAUGUGUAACGUUUGCUUUUAAUUUUUGUGUAACAUUUGAUUUUACAUACCAGGUAUGUAUAAAAAAAAAAAAAAAAGAAAAGAAAAGCAAAACCAGAAAUGUUACAACUUUCCGUUAUGUACACUUACACUAUGGCGCCAUUGAAUUCUCCAUUUUGAUUGGUCAGAAGGCAUUGAUCAAUUUUCUAUAAUAACAGCUGUAGUUCUGGCUGCAAGACAAACCACAGAUUUUGUUAAUGCCCUCGUUCUGAUACGCUGUUGUUUCUAUAGUAACAGCUCAUUCACAGGGCUGAUGCUCACAUAGAUGGAUUAAAAAUGUGGAGACAUUUAUUUUACACUUUUGGAAGGAGUCUCCAGUGCAAAUGCUUUGUAACAGUCAGUUCCUUGUUUUUUGCAGAUUUUAAAGGACAUAAAAAUCUUCAGGACAGAGGGCGUAGCUCUUUUUUGUUUCUCGGUAACAUGGCAAGCCGCGUUUUUUUUUUUUUUUUGUCUAAUUACCAUCAGAUAGAAACAAAUAUGAGUCUGUUGAGACUGUUCAUAGCUGCUAUAGCAUAAGAGAUUACAGGAACUUGUUUCGUAGAUGUUCCACAACAUUAAAUGUAACCAUAGCUGUUGUGUAAUAGGAAUAAAACACUACAGGACGUGCUGUAACACCACCUUGUUGUUGAUUAUUUUCCUUAAACAGCGUGUCUUGUUAUGUAUUUGUCCUUACUUAACAAGAACGUGUUAAAUAACUCGACAAUAGGUCGACAAAAGUUAACUGAAUUAUGCAAGUAUUAAAACAUAACAAAGCUAACAGAUUUUAUUUAAUUAGUUAAUUUUCAAAUGUAUUUCAGUAUUUUAGGAAGUGAAUUUCACCUAAAUGUUUGCAUAGUAGAGAUAAUGGCAAUUUGUAAUGCAGUAGUCUGUUAUAAGCAACCCGUGUUUCUUUAAAGAAAGUUUCUCUUAAUGGAGAUCAACACAACUAAUCAUUUUUGGCUUUCUCAAUUAAUUAAACAUAACUGAUUCCGAUAAUGGUUCGCUUAGCUAAAGUUAGCUAUUUGGCUAAAGUUAGACACCAAUUUUCAUUACCAUGGUCCAUGAACUCACAAGCUCAGCAUUCAUAAUCUGGCAUCAAUUUUAUUAAUACAUUUCAAGCUAUGUGUACUUAUAUAGCCUUAAAAGACUCAAAUAAGACUAAGGAGCAGUUUUAUAGUUAAUCAGUGAAAGGCUUAUAAUGUAUAAUGUGAAAGAAAAUCCUAUUUCUAUUCACUAUAACUCCUAAGGUUAAUGUUCAUAAUUUUGGUUAAAUAAUUGUGAUGAAUCAUUGUGAUCUCAAUAUUGAGCUAAAUGAAUGUGAAGAUCGUUUUAGCGGUUAUCAGGCAGCUCUAUUGUAAUGGAAAUAUUGGCCAAGGAUACAGAUUACAGGAGCAAUUUCUGAUUAAGUAGCUCAUUUUUUUUUGGUCUUGAUCAGCAGUGUUUAAUGGCGAUGCUGAAAGCAGUGUGUGCUACAGAUGGCGGAGAUUUCGAAGGAGGCCUGCUGAGAGGAGAUUUCUUCAGCGAAAUCAGCAAAAAGCUCAGAAUACUGAGGGAUUAAACGCUAGUACUAGAAGGCUUUUUAAUAAAUCUGGAACCCCUGAAGGGUUUAAACCAGUGAUAUAAAAGACUAAAAUGCUAAAGAGGCUAAAUCUGUCCUGAUGUACUCCUUGAGGUGCCUCAGUAUUUGAUGCUGAGCUCGGCUACUGUUUGAUAUGCUAUACUAGCAACGCUGUAGCUGUUUGAUUGCAUUUUAAUCAAAUUAUUUUGCUUAUCUUUUUCAAUUAACAACCAAAAGUUACAUCUUAUCAUGCUUAACAAGAAGUGAAAGCUCUCAAGCCUUAAUUAGCAUGAAGCAAAUCAUGGCAUGCUAAUGGAGGGAUGCUAGCAUUCACUUCUUGUUAGCCGUAUUAGCAGUGCUCUGCUGUAGAUUCUUUUUGUGUGUCUGUUUUUGUCUGUAUCUUUCUUGUCUUGUUGAUUGUGUUCUCAGAGUUCUCUGUUUUUAGAAAGGUCUAGCUGUUUGGUUUUGUUUUAGCAAACUGAUCAGUUAUUUAGGGGCUGUAUGGAAGAAUUAGUUGCUGCUAUUACAGCCAGUAAUGCUAUAUAGUGUAGCUCUCUAUCUCGUCAAAGCUUGGUAUUAUUGUAAAAAAAAAAAAAAAAAUGGAAAGGUAGAUAAUUUUAAGUGUCUGUCAUUGAGGAAUAUAGAUAAAUAGUGUUUGCUUCUCUAAAAUAAGCUUAGUAUUACAGCCUGUUUAGGAACAGUAGGCUUGGGACAAUUUACGAUGGUAUCGGGAAUCUCUGAUAGAUUCCAACGAUCACGAUAGCUAUCAUGUUGGAUGGUUAAAAUGUCUGUCAAAAAAUAUGGUGUCUGCAUCUUUAAUAUUGACAAAAAUAAAGUAACUCAUAAUAUAUGUUUUCUUUUCACCGAUUUCAUACCCUAAACCAAGCGUAACAGCCUGCUGUCUAUCUUCGGAGCAGAGCAGCAAAACGUCUUUGUCUGAUCUAUCUUAGCCUCCCUUGUCCGUGCUGCUAAACAGAUAAAGCUGUGAAAGUCUUCACUCUCACAACAUGAGCCAUGGUUUAAAUUAAGAAAAUGACACAACAUGUUGUUUAUCUUGUAUAGCAUCACUGUACAAGAAUUCAAUAAGGAUCUCUGCUGCUGUUUACCAAAGAGCACAUGCAUGCAUAGAUUAUAAAAUUUUAUUUCAAUUUUAUAAUGAACUUAAUUACAGCUAAUAACUUGUUAUAUUUAUUUACAGGCCCGACUUCAGUUUUGCAGCAUUCUUGAUCGGCUAAUGAAGCCAAAAAAACUGAGCUACAACCAGCUCAUAACCUGGUUCCGGUAUUUUUAUUUUUUUUUCACAAUAAUGAUUUAAUGUGUUACAUAUGUCUGGCCACGCUCCCUUCUUCCAACCACCCCCACCCCCGGAGCCACAGGCAAUAGUUAGGGGGCACGAUAGGACGAUAGCAUAUUACAGAUGAUAUCACGAGCCUUGUGGGAAAAACAGUGUUAUUGGUUGACAACAUCUGCCUGCGAUGUAACCACUCGAUUUGAUGUUUUAUUGAGUGAUGAGGUGUUAGGACCUCGGGUGUUAGUCCAAUCAACAUUAUGCCUAUAUAACUGGGGUACGUACAACACAUUCAGGACAAAGACAGACCGGAACUACAUCGCUAGAUGAGAGAUUAUGCAUACACUGUUAGCAUGUCUUUUAUGAACGCCUCACUUGUCUUUGCAACUGUGGUGCUAUUUGCCAGGCACUUCAGAAAUGAUGGAACAGCUCCAUCAGCUCACACUUGUCCCUGAGCUCUUUCUAUAUAAGGCACCACAGCUUGCACUCUCUCUCUCUCAUAUACACACACACACACACACGCGGACACUCUGUCAAAAUGCAGGCACCAGAAUAGCAGCCAUUCUGCCUGGCUGCCUUUUGUCCUGUACGAGUCACCUUACUGAACAUACCUACUUCAGGGAAAAUGGUGCUGGCCUGGAUUUGACCUCUUUGUGGCUUAGACACAGAGAUGGAUGAUGGAAUGUUCCAUUUGAGUUCACUUACAGGGAUGAUGUGUAAAUACAAGCCAUGGAAAGGAACACACACACACACGCACACACUCACAAAAACAGCAAUUACGAGAAAGGCAGUUCAAGCUAAGUUUAAUCAUCUUCUGAAACCGAAUAAAAGCUUUAUUCAUUCUUUCAGGAAAUUCCACAUACUGUAUAAGUCAUUCCAGUGGGUUUUUUUCCUCAAUUGUGUUUCCGGAAAGCUCUGUUUAGCCCGAUGGACAGCCCCACAAAUUCUGUCAGAAGCUUUUAUUUAGUUAAUCGCAAGUACGUCCCUGUUUGGGGCUUGUGUACGUACAAGUGAGUGUGUUUUUGUUUCCUCACCUUGCAAAAAAGGGCCAGCUUUAAAACAAUGCAGAUCAUUUCAUAGUAAAACCAAAAAAACAAAUUUGGGUCUGGAGACGUCAGCCCUCAGAGAGAGAGAGAGAGAGAGAGAUGGGAAGGGUAGGCAGCUGUUUGAGCCUCUUUGCCAGCCAGCUGUCUGCUGAGCUCAAUAACUUGAACGAGGGAUGAAGAAAUAUAGGAGGGAAGGACAGGCCUAAUAAAGGGCAGGCCUUUCUUUGGGACCAUAUGUUGAAAAUGAAAAUUACACAUUUGUGUGUGUGACACCUCAACUUUAAGAAAAUAGAGACAGAUUCCCAAAAGAGAUGCAGACAUGUUUUUAUUAACUUGCCUAGAUUAUGAAAUCCCCUUCUCAGUACAUUGUGGUUCCACUUUUGUUCUCAGUUUUCCACGUGCUUUUGUUAUUGCAUUGAUUUAGUUUCCUUUUCCCCUCUUAGUCCACUGGUUUUUUUUUUAGUUUGGUCUUUUAUCUGUGUCCUGUUACUAGUUAUUCGCACUUUUUUUUAUAUUCCCAGUGAAUGUUCUAUGGGGGUGUUUUUGCUUCUUGCCUUCUCCUGUGUUUCAUAUUUCAUGCCAGUUCUGUGACACUAGUAUGUACUUUUUUUAAAACCUUCGUGCAUUUGUAUCCAGUUUCUGUGUACUACUUGGUUUCAAGUUGUCACAUAAGGAGGCAAUUUAACAAUCACAGCUGUAGAAAGGGUGCUGCAAGCACGAACAGUGAUUUCUCGAGUCAAGAGCAAUGACGAGGCUCUGGUUCGUCAAAUGCCGUGACUGACUUUUACCUCAAGAGAUGAGAAUAACAUGAAUGAUGCUUAUGAUCAAAGUGAUUACCUAUUUUCCAUCGUAAAUUGUUUUACCAAUCUUUGAUAAAGUGAGUUGUCGUUGAUUUAUUUUUUUAUAAUUUAUUUACUGGAUAUUCAUUUAGACACAAAUGAAAUCAAUAUAUUGCAGCUGCUAUUAGACAGAGUGAUGGGGUUGGAAUGGAUGCUAGAACUUUACAUGUGAUUGAAAUACAUGCAGAGGUGAAACGUAUUUCAUUUCUGGAAUACAUAGUUUUUUAAAAUGUUAGCAUAGUGUAUAUAGUAUAACUUUACUAUAUGCUAUAAUGUUAAAACUUCAGCACAUGAAGGGUUUUCCCAGGCCGCCACUCAUUUAUCUUUGGUUUAUUUACCUCAAACCGUAGCUCAGCUCAGCUACGGUUGCUAGCAAGUAAUGGAAAUCUGGUGUUGUAGUUCCAAAAUACAAAAAUUCAAGUAUGGUGUUAGCUGAGUUACGGCAUUUGUUGUAAGUGGAAAAUUUCUGAAAGAUGUAAUUUGUAAUUUGAACUCACAACUCUCAGGUCAGCAGCACACAGCCUUAAAAGCUAAGCGACAACUGCACUACACAGGCAUAGUCACAAGAGCCAGCUUUCCAUCCCACCCCGAGAAAAGCCUAUAAAAGUCUAGAUACCCUUUAAGAAGAAGAAAAAAAAAAAAUUCCUCAUAAAAUGAUUGGUGGCCUCUAGACACUUUACAGCUCGGGGACGUGAAAAAAAAAAUCGACUGCCAGCCAUAAAGUGUGAAUGUUUUUCCCCUUAAAGUUGUUUUGAAGAUUAAAAGUCCUUUAAGGACUGAAAGGGUAAAGCUUUAGACAAAAGGCACUUGGCAGUGGGAGAGGAAGGAAGGCGCACUGCUGGAGAUCCGAUGCAACAUGUAGGGUGUUUAUGAAUAAAGCUUCUUUUCUGUUUGUGAUUGGACCGAAACAAACUGGAGCCUUGUUUAGACUGGUGUCUUGCUUAGUGUCUCGGAGCAUUUGAGCAUAGCAGGCACAGGAAUAAGAUGCACCAUAAACAGGAAGACAGGCAGUAAAGCAAAUAAUUGCAUACACAUAUGUACUGUAGGUGUUUGCUUAACCAGUUACUGUCAAACCUAUUGCACCUCGGAGUUUGAAACCAGACUUAGUCAUUGUUUCUGGGAACAGCCAUUUAAAGGUGCAAUAACAUACAUAACAGGAAUUAACUUGUCUUGCAGAUGUUCCAUAACAUUAAACAUAACCAUAAAUGGAUAAAAAAAAAAGUGCACGUCAUUCUUUAAUAAAUAAAAAUGUAAUCAUUGGCAAAUUGUUGUGGUGUAAGAGGAGUAAAACACUUCGGGGUGGUAAUAGUAACGCCACUGUGCCUCGGACGCAUCACAGCAACCUGUUGUUGAUUAUUUUUCCUAUAACAGCACGCCCACAACGUGUUUCACGUGUGUAAAAAUUGCUCACAAAUGGCAGUUUUGUCUGAUAAAAGGACAUAAAAUUUGCUAGAUGUUUGGCAUAAUUAUUUAGUUGUUUGUUUACAGUAGUAUUGUUUUAAUAUUUAGCAUUUAAACAAUACACUUACUUAACAUGACUUAAUAAUGAAUAAUUCAUAAUUAAAAUAAUGAAUUAUGAUUUAAAUGAAGCAAGAAUAGCUGUGAUUAUCAGGGUAACCACUAUUGCGCCAUCCUACUUGGAAUCUAGUCGGAAAAUAUAACAGCUAUAAGCUUGAUCCUAUUUCUAGGAAUAUUUUACUAUUUAUUUUUAUACUCUAGCUUGAAAUUGUCUUGUUGUAUAACUUUGUAUAGCGUUUGCCCAAUUAAUGUAUUUCUAGCAGAACAAAUGAGCAUCAAACUUGAAGUGAGUAAAAUUGCUUAGAAAAAAGGUUAAUCUUAAUAAUAAAGUAAAUAUAUACUGUAAUAAUGUGAUUUAUGAGAAAUAUUAGAUACUUUUGCACAUAUUCCCAGGAUGUUUGCUUGAUGAGAUGGCUAGAAAAUGGUGGAAGACACACAAACUGUAAACUAUGAAAAAAGCUACAGUAGUAAAGUACGAGCUCAGACCGUUCAGGAAAGCUAGCGGAACAUUUGUUCUUAUUUUUCGAAAGCCACUGUUGUUUUUGUUUUUUUUUUUUCUUCAGCUGAAAGGAAGCCACAGUCCUGGUCUGUUCACUUCCACAAGCAAACAGUGUAAAUCACAGUAUCGAAUUAAAACCCACACACAGCUGAGUAGUGACCAAAACAGUGGCCUCACUGUGCCGGAGCUGUACUAGCCGAACAGACAACAGCGCCGUGUUUGUCUGUAAAUAAAGGACGUGUCACAUUCGACUCGCCCUCACACAUAUUUGUGUUUCAUGGGGUCUGUUUUAGAGUCGAUGCCCUGAAGAUAUUUCAUAAACAGCUUCUCAAUUGCUGCUGCUGCUCUCUGUAUGUGUGUGUGUGUGUGUGUGUGUGUGUGUGUGUGUGUGUGUGUGUGUGAGAAAAUGUGUUGUAUGUGGGCGACCCAUCCUUGACUAAGCUCGCAAUGCCGCAUAUAUUAGUCGAGUCCGUUUAUGGAAUAUGGGUUGUGAAAUAGGAGAGAACUUGAGUCACGUCUUCGUUUCUGUAACUCCUUGACCAGAAAGCUGUGAUUUCGGUCUGUAGCUCUUCUAUUUUUUUUUAACCUCGACCAGUCUCUGAGGCAAAAAAAGCAUUUUUUGGUCAGUUCUCCUGCCUACUCGUUUCUGAAUAGCCUGCUGAACACCUACAACCAUUAAACACACUCAUGACCAGCCACUGAGUCAAAAAAAAAAACAGUGCAAAAAUUCUUCUGGAGUUCAGUAAUAGUAUUUAGUAUUUAUAUACAGUGCUUUGGAAUUCUUGACUCUGAUUGGUCAGAAUUAUCUUUCUGUAACAAGGCACACCACUGGUUUAUAUAUUAAUGCGCUUGUUCUAAUAUGUGAACGUUUCUAUAGCAACGGUUCAUUCACAGGGACUUGUACGCUCCACAAAAUCCAGCAUUAAUAACAAACAGAUAUCUUAUUUAGAACAACAUCUAAUCAUUGAUGUGGUUUUGUGUAAGUUUUCUAUAACAUUUAUGUAACCUGUUAUGGAAGGAGUCUCCAGUGUCGGUACGUUUUCCACCACGGGACAGGUUCCAGGACUUUUCUGGUUUCUCAGAAACAUGUCGUGCUACAUUUUUUUUGUCUUAUUAACUUCGAGAGAGACAAAAAGAGGGUGGUGAUGGGAACGACUGUGUAUAGCAUAAUUAUUAUAAUUAUACGUGAUGAAACAUAAUAAUAAAAUAACUGUAAUUAACUUGUUUUGCAGAUGAUCCACAAGAUUAGAUGUAACUUUAAACGAUUAAAAACAUGAUGUCAUUCAUUAAUAAAUUAAAAAGAAGCAGUAAUAAUUGAUGUGGUGUGGCGUUGUUAUUGGAAAAUAACAUAAUAAAAAUAAUAAAACCUCUGGAUCGUAACAGCGACUCUGCCUUACUCCUGUGUUUUAUUGCUUACUAUUUAGGGUAGAACUCUCAAUGAUUUGCAAUAGAUUAUAAAUAUAAUAUGUGUCACUGGCUAUUAGUAUAAUAACAGCAUAGUGAUGUGUGUAUGUAUAGAACUUUCCUUCCCGCAUCUAUAUUUACUGCGUAGCUUGUGUAAAUACACUGAUUGGGUUAGUCGAAGUAUUUGUAAGUGUGAGAGUGCUUCGUCUGGGCAAGUCCCUACACUGCCACUGUAAUGUUUGGAUUAAACUCCAUUUGACUCGGGGAAUUAAGAAUGAUUCAUUUCUCCCAUCCAGUGUGAAAGAAGAAUGCUUUAAAGCUUGCUUUAUCAUGUUUCUGUAAUUAUGCGACUAGAAGACAAAGAUCAACUUGUAUGUGAGUGAUGCUCUGUCUUUCUCUAAAAUCCAUCUGUCUGUCUACAGAACCUGAGAAUCGAUUUCAUAGAGUAGUAGGAAUGUUGCCUGAUUAUUUCUCAAAUGAUUAUUAUAGUGAAAAUCUAAUUAACCCAGUUUUCUCAUUACCCCAAAUGUAGUCGAUCAGCCAGCAUUUCACUUCACUUCUGUGUUUUGACAUUUUCAUAUUGAGUUUGCACUGAAACUACCAGGCUGUUGUAGCUCACAAGAAGUUGAAUCUCUCACCCAAAAUCUUUCCUUGCUCACAUUCCUUAUGUCCUCCUUUCCUUCCUUUCUCACUUACAUUCUCCUUCCUUCCUUCCUUCCUUCCUCACUUACUUUCCCCUUGCUCACUUUCUUUCUCCUUCCUUUCUAUGUUACUUUCUCCUUCCUUCAUUUUCUUUCUUCCUUCCUUCUUUAGUUACUUACUUUACUUUCUCCUUCCUUCCUUCCUUCCUUCCUCACUUACUUUCUAUUUCCUUCAGUGUCUUCAUUACUUCCUUACUUACUUACUUUCUCCUUCCUUCCUGCCUCAAUUACUUUCUCCUUCCUUCCUUCCUUCCUUCCUGCCUCAAUUACUUUCUCCUUCCUUCCUUCCUUCCUUCCUGCCUCAAUUACUUUCUCCUUCCGUCCUUCCUUCUGUCCUUCUUUCCUUUUGACCUUCCUUCCUUCCUGCCUCAGUUACUUUUUCUUUCCUUCAUCACUUUCUCUUGCUCCUUCCAUUCUUCCUUCCUUCCUUCCUUCCUCACUUACUUUCUCCUUCUUUUUUCCACUUUCUCUUCCUCCUUCCGCCAAAAAUAUAUUCAUCAAUAUGUGUCCAGUUCUUCUGUGAAAUUAUGAAGACUUGCUGAUGGUUUAGGACACAGUAUGACUUACUGAAAUCUAUAAAAUUGAACAAAACGUCACCAUGAAGCUCAACAGUAAAACACGGGGCAGCAGUUUGAUAUCGAUCCACCACCUGAGCCCCGUCUCCCAAAGUUUGGACGUGAAAUUGUGCUGGAAGCUGGACGUCAGCAUGCAGAUGAUAAUAUAAUUUUGAAAAUAAAUGUGUAAAUAUGGACUCUGUUUUACAAAAUCGGUUAUUUAAAAUUGUGUAGCUUAACAUCGUUGGCUACAUUAGCCUCCAUUCGACAACAAACAACUUUUGAUUGAUCUACAUUUGGAUACGCGACAAUUGUGUAAAUGAGAUUUAUGAAACAUUCAUUUUGGAUGUGGUACUGCAACUUAUUUCUCAUAUUUGUCAGAUACGGCUGUUUUGUGUAACUUGGAUUAACUGGAUUAAGAAAACGUGACGUAAUUAGGAAGGAGUCUCCAGUGUCAGUGCUUUGUUACAGUCAGUAAGUUUCCUGUUAUGGGAAAGUCUUCAGAACAGAUUUCCACUUUCUGAUUUUUCAGUAGUAUAACAAGUUGAGAGAAAAAAAGACGCUGGUGAGAGAACAGCUCUUAAUAGCUGUUAAGUGUUGACUUGUCUUGUGGACGUUCCACGGCACUAAACAGGAAUAUAAAUCAUUAUAAUAUGUCAUUCCUAAUAAAUUAAAAGAUGGUUGGCAAAUCUUUGUGGUAUGAGAGGAAUGAAACAUUUCAGGAUAUGCAACGUGUUACAGCCCUCACACCACUGCAUCGUAGAUUAUUUUCUUAUAACACCACGCCCUGUCUUGUUUUAUUUCAUAUAUAAAGUGUACCUGUACUGUGCUUGAAUUAUAGUUUCAGAGCUGGUAUUUGGAGUCAGUUUCAUUCUGAACUUUUGGACAUUUUUAGCAUUUAUAUCUUUACUGGCUAGAUGCCAUAUUUUAUUUCACUGGAAAUCUAACGAACACCCAGCUAUCACUCAGUGGCUCAAGGAUACAGUGUCCUGCAUUAAACUGUAAAAAAAAUUAAAUACUUUCUGAAACGGAACUUUGAUAGAUUCCUGGACAGACGGCAAUCUUUUAUAGCUUACUUUCAAUUCUCUACAAACUCUGCCCCCCGACUAACUUUUCAACUUUUCAUCUGACCUCUUCUCUCUCUCUCUCUCUCUCUCUCUCUCUCUCUCUCUCUCUCUUGCUCUCUCUGGCCAGGGGUGGGAUUUAGUGUAUUAAUAGAGAAGGUAUUGGGGAAUAAUAGGCUAGUGCUGUCUUAUUCUCUUAUACUUCUGUUUAUCUGGGUUUGUUUAAAGUAUUGGUUUCUGUCCGAUUGUCUCACGUUUGUUACCUUACUCCAUCUUCCUCGAUAAAAAAGUUAUAACAAAAAAAAUUUGUAUUUUUUAGAGCUAAAUGUAAUAGCAGUGUCUGAACAUUUCCUCAGUGGAAGCGACAGUUUCACAAAUGUAUGGGCUUGCCAUUUGCGAGAAGGACACAUCCUUCAAAUUUGUGCCAAAUAAAGGACCUUAGAAGACGGAUGUCUUUGUGCUGCCUUUUGAACAGUACUCAGAACUGCCACCUACCUAGAGGACCUACUCCCAAGUGGAAUUCAGGGUGAAGUGACGAGUGUCUGCUAUAACAAUAGCAAUAUUGGGUGUGUUGAAUGUCUUACUAUACUGUAUGUGUGUACCGAGUAUAAUCCGAUAGACACUAACCUGCUGCUCGAGUCCUUCAUCACACUCUUCAUGUUUCUGUUUUUCCAAGAACUAGGCCCACCAUUAUCUCUAUCCCUGGCCACACCCUUUCUGUGUAUUUGUUUGUAGAGCAAUGGGCCACUGAGACAUUAUAGCUCCUGCAUAUCCUUGUCGCUUUCCCUAGGCAGAGAUAAUCUCGCCCUGUAUGUGUGUAAAGUGUUAUCAGGUUUGAGUUAUGUUCAUGUGUAGGCUCUCCCGCCAGUCACUUUGCCGCUCACCGUGGUUCCAAGGGCUGUCAUGUAAAUGUAAGAUACGGUCAUCUCAAAAGGAAAAGCUCAUGUGAGUACGGAGUGAUACUGGCCCAGCUUUAGGAUCGUAUGGAAAUAGAAGCUGAGUGUGUGUGCCGCAGAGGGUGUGCCUUGGCGGACUGUUGUGUGGCGAAAAAGGGAAUCUCAGAUAAAGCAGCAGUCAGUCUAAAUACGAAUAAAUAUCACCUGGCAGAAAAGCUAAUUCACCGAAGGGGAAAGGACGCAAGUUGUCAAAGGCACACAUAUGACAGUGGUUACUUUCACUUCGCACCAACUUCUAGGUGAACUUUGGCCUGUGAAUUGACGAACCUCAGCCUUGUGAGCCAAUAGAAACUAGAAGGAUGAAAAUGCGACGUCACAGAGUGUUUUUGCUUUGCACCGUGGGGCUGUGUGUCAUUUCUUUCCUGCACUAUUACAAGGCCCUGCACUACGUGUCUCUGCUACGGGAACUUACAGCACCCUACCCAAACAUCAAGUCCUUUAUAAUGGUGACUGGAUUCUUCUGGAAAGAGAAAGCCACCCCACUGUCCAGUGCCUCUCCAGAAGAGGGACCCCCGCCAGUCCUUAGACCAUCAGAGACCAGGCACCGGGCUCAGGAAGGAACUGUGGGCAUGGGUGCAGGAGUGGAGUUGAACAUGGCUGGAGAACCCAGAGCACCACAACCUUGGGUGAGACCGGAGGAACCACAACACAAGGAUCCAGACCCAGAGAAGGAAGACAUGAAGUUGAUCAUGUGGCAACCCAGUGUAGUGCGCCAGGCAGUGGACCUUGUGAGAUCAAAUGCUCCCAGUGUGGUAAUGAAGAAGCAGGAACCCCAGCAUGCAUCAACUCCAGACCCCAUCAUGUUACUGGGUGACUUACACAAGCGCCACUUCAUCCUCCCGGAGGACAGCACACCCUACUUUGUCCGAACCAAAGCUGGCGCUCGGUGUUUCCGGCAGGGGACAGAGAUAGUGCCCCCAAGAGAUGAUGGGGCAGGCAAAGGUAAGCCUACAGUGGCUGGGGCCCUUCACAGGAACAUCUUACAAGUUGCAGAGGACUCCAAUGCUCGAGCAAAAUUGGUGGAAGACUCCAGUCCCACCCGAGUGAAGCCAAAACGUGGCAAGCGUCUUGUAAAGUGUGUAUGCCGUUCUGGUUGGCAUGGUCCCUACUGUGGAGUGCCUACAAUGGUGUACCACUCAAACCUGCCCACCAAAGAGAGACUGACCCCUCGUGACAAGCCACGACGCGUCAUUAAUGCCAUUAACAUCAACCAUGAGUUUGACCUGCUCCACGCCCGCUUCCAUGAGCUGGCUGAUGCUGUUGACCUCUUCCUAGUAUGCGAGUCCAACUUCACAGCAUAUGGAGAGAGGCGACCGCUGAGCUUCCUGCAUCUGCUGCUCAAUGGCACUUAUGACUACAUGCGUCAUAAGAUCCUUUAUGUAUUCCUAGACCACUUUCCCGAAGGUGGGCGACAGGACGGCUGGAUUGCCGAUGACUACCUGCGUACUUUCCUUACAAGGAAUGGCAUGGGUCGAGUGCGGGGUGCACGGCCUGAUGAUGUUUUCCUCAUCAAUGAUGCUGACGAGAUCCCGGCUCGCGAGGGCAUUCUUUUCCUCAAGCUGUUUGAUGGCUGGACUGAGCCAUUUGCCAUCCACAUGCGCAAAUCACUCUAUGGCUUUUUCUGGAAGCAGCUUGGCUCUCUUGAAGUGGUUUCAGGAUGCACAGUGGGGAUGCUGAAGGAGGUCUAUGAAAAUGAUGGCAUCCGCUUGCGCCGGCGCGAGUACUACACCAUGCCUAAUUUCCGCAAAUACGAGAAUGACACGGGGCACAUCCUGGUGCAGUGGUCAAUUGGUAGCCCGUUCCACUUUGCUGGGUGGCACUGCUCCUGGUGCUUCACGCCUGAGGGCAUCCACUUCAAACUCGUAUCUGCCCAGAAUGGUGACUUUCCCCGUUGGGGUGACUAUGAGGACAAGCGGGACCUAAACUACAUUCGUGAGCUGAUCCGGACUGGUGGUUGGUUUGAUGGCUCUGUACAGGAAUACCCUCCCACGGACCCUAAAGAGCACAUGUAUGCCCCCAAGUACAUGUUAGACAAUUAUGAGAACUAUCGCUACCUGCUGGAGAACCCUUAUGUUAAGCAGCCUGCUCUGAGUGGGGGGUAAGGAGGAGACAAGGUGGGGUUUAGAUGUAGUUCAUCUGGAUAAUAAAGAAAAAUAGGAUCCAGUGGAAGUUAUCAUGGGGAGGAAGGGAACCAAACUCUGCCUACAUCCUUUUCCCCUUUCUUACUCAUUGGAUCGAACCCCAAAGGUUAAUUACCACCAUCCAGUCCCUGGCAGAGAAGGGUUGGACUACCAUGGCAAUGGAUGAACAUAAGUGAUUUUUUUUUGUUUCUAUUGCUGUUUGAUCAAUGGUUAUGCAGAAUCCAUCAAGAGACUGUAUGAGACCACUCCAUUAGCGAUAAGUUUAUUACACUCUGACCCUUUGUGUGUGAGAGAUAAAGAGAAAGAGUGUGUGUUAUUGUGACUGGCCUUCAUAGUUCUUGGUGCACUCCUAUCAUUUUUGCUUGCAGUUUUGAAAAAUGAAAACUAACCAUACAGAUUUAUCUUAUAUAUUUGACUCUUUUUAAAAACCACACUAGACUGAUUAUGGCAGUCAGUUGGGCGAUUUCUGUAUGAAAGAGAGAAAAAGGAAAAGAGUUCUAAAUAUGAAUCAGUUUCUGAAUGUGUGAAACAUGGGGUUUAGGUAAUGUAGCACAUCCGGUCCAGAUUCAGCUAUGAUUGCUGAAGCCAGUGCGGUGAUGUACUUUUGCACUCUUGGCCAAUGGCAUGAAGUGCACUCAGAGGGUUCAGUUAUGAUGAAAGAAAAAUGGCUCAGAUGUUGGUGACAAUGUCGGUCAUUCAUGCAGAAUAGACGGGAAAAGGAGAAAAGAAAGGAGAUGGAGAAGGGAGUAAAGGGUUGGUAGAAGUAGAGAAGAGGGCAGGAGCAGGUCUGUCCAUUCCCUUGCCUAAGGAGAAAUGAAUACAUUAUGGAUGGUGGUAAUGUUCAGCACAGCAGGAGACCAUUUCAGUUGAAGAGCAGGCCACAGAGGAGAAUAGUCCCUCCUCCAUUUCUAUCCCUCUCUCCCCGCCUGUCUUUCUGUCGUAAGGCAGAUUUAGACAACGGAAACCGCAAUUAUCAGUUUUAUCAAUUAAACCCUUUACCUUUUGAGUUAGAUCAUUUUUCUCAGUAUAUGGAAUGUUAUGGAAUCUAGUAGUAAUGUUUUUGUAAAAUGAUUACAAUUACACACAAUCCGUUUAUUCAUGUGCCUUUCUUAGAAAAAGCGCAAAAAGCGGGACAGCCUGGAAUGGGAAUGAGAUCAAAACCUUAGAGUUCCACUCCAAAUUAACAUUUAAAAGGCCAGUGAUAAAUUCCUACAUCAGGUGUCUUAGGUGAUGGAAAAGUCAGGGUAGCCAAAUGAAAGAAAAUAUGCACACACUUUGCAACAUGGAAGAAAUUCUUAAUGGAAAUGUGUUCAACACAACCUUUUUCACAAAAAAAAAAAAAAAAAAAAAAAAAAACUUAUGGGAUAGCAGUUUUCAUAUGAAAUAACUUUAUGUAAGAUAUAUCACAAAAAGUCACUUUUGAUGGAACCGAGCUGCUGGCAGCAAAAUUCGCAACCCUAUUUUGAAACUUUUUUAUAAGCAUAAAGUCGAUGGAAACUAUCUAGACACACUGAAAUUAUUUCACAUAUUAUCUUAUCUCAAGCAGCAGUGUAUGUUGUGUCAUUGUGGGAGUGUGAAAAGCAGGGUAGUAAACCAGCAGGGAUAGGAAGGGGGGGGCGAUAUCGGCAAAUUCCCAGCAUUCAAAUGAGGUCACAAAGUCCUCAGCAUGGGGUGUCCACAUCCCUUGUGUGUGUGUGUGUGUGUGUGUGUGUGUGUGUGUGUGUGUGUGUGUGUGUGUGUGUAAGAGAGAGAGAGGCCGAGCUCCACACUGCAGCAAAACCACUCAUGAGUGCCAAAUGAAGGGAGGAAGAGAAGCAAAGAAAAGAACCAAACACAUUUUCUGUGCAUUUUUGGGUUUGCUUUUAACUAUGGUUUUAAAUAACCGUGGUUCCAGCCAUGUUUCCUGUUCCACACUGCAUCCUUCUUUCUGUCAAAUGUUCUCUCCGCAUCUGAUACACACACACACACAUUCCCAUCCCGCGUUCCUCUUCCUUGCCGGCUUUUGAGCUCUCCCUCACUGCCAAAAAUAAACUCGGCUUUAUGACAGAGGGAUUUUUUUUCCCACACAAGCUGCUUAUGUGUAGGGGUUGUGCCCUCCUUUGUCUUCGCACCAGAGGAUGAUGAGGGUUUGAUGGGCAUCAUACUCAACCGGGCACGCCAAGCUCUGCCCUGCCGCAUCAGGCUGGGCUGUUUCCAUGGUGACAUGCCAUCCUGCCUGCAAAGUGAACACCAUUCAAAACAACGUGGCUACAUUUACAUACCUUUAUGAAACUUCGAUCCGACUGAAAGGGCUGAUCAUUCGUUUAAUAACCUGUUAAACAGAUGAAUAAAUCGCCAUGUACACUUUCAAAUCCAAACGCUUUUCUAAUUAGCAUGCAUUCUGUGCAGGUGCAUUUUGCUGAUAAAUAUUGCAGCUCCUGUAAGGAAAGUUCAUGUUCCACAUUUAAGAAUGAUUUAAAAAUAGCCCCCAAAGCCACAAUGUUGAAGUAGAAGGUCACUGAAAAUUAAAUCUUUUGGCCUUCAAGUAAUUAGGAGUAGGCUACUUUUUGCAGAGAACACCUAGCAUACUGAGCGGCCAUUAGCUACUGUUAUGGUAACAUUGACACUAAAUGCCACACCUUGCAUACACAUACAUUUUGUCUGGAUUAUAUAUAAUGCACACAUAAAGAGAGAUUGGAGUUGGAAGCCAGUAAUCCCUUUAACAGUUUAAAAAAAAAAAAAAAAGAAAAGAAAAAAAAAAAGAAAUCAAGCAUUAAAAUAUUAGGGUCAUUAGGUAAAAUGUACAAUAUCAUAUUUGGCUGUUGAUUGGUGACAUAGAUCUUUUUUUUUUUUUUCGCAGAACAAGUAUAAGAAUUUUUAUUAAUUAAUUUGAUUCAAGGUAUUAAACCCAUUCAAUUGAACUGACUCAAGAAUCAAAAUGAAUCAAAAAUUUUUAUGUGCAGUAUUUACUUACAAUUAAAUUGUUGCCUGUUUAGGGACUUUAAAAAAAAAAAAAAAACAACUUGGAUGGAAAGUUUUAAAAAAAAUUAAUUAAAUUAAAUUAUAAUCAAUUAAACCUGUUUUGAACAGUUGUGUCCAAACUAUUGACUAUAAGAAGUCAAAUAUAAAUAUAACAACUUUGGUAAUGUCAGAUUGUGAUUUCUACUGCUGUAACAAAAUUGAAAAAAAUUGCAGUCUCCAUUUUGAAAAUCAUGGCUUCAGGGUACCCAGUUUGUCUGAAAUCUGCAAUCGGAUCGAAUUCAUUCUGGCUGACUUCAAUCUGUACAUGUAGUGAAACAGAGAUCGAGUGACUCAGAGGUGAGGAAAGUUUAGGGUGUGUAUUUGCAAGCCUGUUCUUUCAAUAACUAAAUCUGGAGGAAGAUGUUCUAGAUGCCUGUGUUCCGCUGUCAUCUUUGCUCUCUCCGUGUUUCUGACGCAGUUUCUCAUUCCCCCAAGUGUGCACUUGCUCCAAGCGCUGAGCCAGAAGAGCAAGAGGAUUAAGAGGAAGCACUUUAAUAGCGUCACCCUCUAAGCUGCUGCGUUCAGGACAAAGCUCCGCUGUGCCCUGUCACAUCUGCAAUGCAGCAGUGCUGUGUUUACAACCGGGAUCCUGGAUCCUAACACGCGUUACAGAUGCACACGCACAGCUAGUAGUGCGCUCGCUUGGUGACACGUCAGCCGACUGAGUCACUGCUGAACAGUAUCGCAAGUGCAGAAUUCUUUUAUGCUUCUGGGGUGUGCUUCAUUCAGAAAGAACAAAGCCCCUGUGGACUUGUCUCACUCGGUUACUCAUAAGCACGUCCUAAUUUUUGCCACGUUCCUGGGUUAAAAAAUGGCCAAAACUUAUCGCAAAUGACAUCAUUAUAAUAGUUUACUUAACGUUAGCUAACUUGCUAGUGAACGUGGUUACUAGUUUUUAACUUCAUAGCUAGCUUGCUAAUGGGUAUGUUAUAAUAAUUAUUCUAACAUUUUGUAUAAUGGAGAACAUAACAUAACAUUAGCUAGCAUGCCAGCAAAAUCAGCUAUUGCUCUUCAUUACGCAAUAUAAUAGCUAGCAUAACAUUAGCUAGUUUGCCUGGAAAAUUAAGCAAUUUCUUUCAUUACACAAUGUCAUAGUUAGCCUAAAGUUAGCCAGCCAGCAAAAUUAGCUAUUGGUUUAAAUUACAAAAUAUAAAUGUUAGCCUAGUUUUAGCUAGCUUACCAGCAAAAUUAGAUACACAGUGUAAUAGCAUAACAUUAUGUGGCUUGCUAGCGAACCUGGCUCCUGGUCUUACUUCAGUAAUAUUAUAUACUAGAAUUAGCCUGAUGUUAUCAAGCUUGCUACUUGAUUCCCAGGUUUAACUAGACAGUAAAAUGGUUUGCAUUGAUUCUUUCUUUGGCUUCUUCUUGACCAUGCCUGCAUGCAUUUAAAUGUGUAAGUGGAGAACAUGCUAAUGACAUGGAGCCUCUUUAGGGGCUUUGAAAUUUUACAAAGCCUCCAGCAUUUUGACAUUCAACAUUUUCAUGGAAGUAACUGAUCAGCCUUCAAGGAGCCGCACAAUACUUGGGGGCCCAGGCAAUUUCCUGUCCUAUAGAUACGUUAAAUUAAAAUUUAAGGUUCACUCUUGUUGACACAGGGACGCUUGUCAUUCGGCAAAAUCAGGACGUGCUCCAAUUGACCUGGCUAUCUGAUACUGCGAGAGAGCAGAUAAGUGUGAGAAUUGUGCUGCAAGAAGUCUUGGCCAGCGUAACAUAAACUUCCACAGUCAACUGAAAUCAGAAAUAUGAUUCUCAGCUCUUUAAGAGAAGGGGGAGGGAAGGAAAGCUUUGAUGUUUUCAGCUUGGAAUGUAGUCUUCGAGUAGGAAGCUGCAUUUUUAGGUUCUGACAAAAAGUACAGCAACACACCGAGUGUAAACGAUGUUGAGACUGAAGUUGUGUUGUUCUUUAUUGGAUCCAGAAGUCUGUAUACACCCACAGUUGUAUGCAUGUCAUAACCACACCACCUUCCCGCUGAUUUAAAACAAGCAUUAGGAAUUCUCGAUUCUGAUUGGUCAGAAUUUGUUUUACGUGUUACAAGGUUCAAACAUGUUAUCAUUUCUUUAGGAACUUACACCUGGUCUGGCUCCACAUAAGCGCACUUAUAAACGUAUAAUCAUCCGUAACUUUAAGUUUUCUGACACAAGAAUGUCUUUACUUUGGAGGGCUUUGCAGUUACUUGAUAACACGAUAAGCUGCAUUUUAUUGUCUUACCUUCAAAAAACAGAAGAAAGAGAGACCAUUUAUAGCUGUUGUAAGUGAUAUCAGGCGCUAACCUCUUUCAUGAACAUUCCACUGCAUCAAAUUUAUCUAUAAACAGAUAAAAAGUAGGUCGUGAAGUUCUUUAACAAAUACAGUAUUGUUAGCCCUGGGAAAUUGCUGUGGUGUGAGAGGAAUUAAACACUUUGGGACAUGCUGUUAUAGGAAAGUAAUCACCUCUGGAGUGGUGACAGUCACUUCACUUUGUGUUGAGCCUUACUUAGCUAAAGCCAGGUCAAAGGCUUGGUCAUUCUGUCAAACUCACUUUUUGAACAACUAGUGCUCUAGAGAAGGAACUAAAAAGGUUCCUGGAAUGAAAAUUGGUAGAAAAAGUCCAAAAUUCCUGUAUCACUGAAAAGGUCCCUGCAGUGAAAAUGUGCCCAAAUUUCUGAAUUCCUGUAAAUGUUCGUGUGGUGAGAAUGUGGCCAAAGUUUCUGAAAUUCCUAUAAAAAUUCCUGUGGUGAAAAUCUUUCCAAAGUGCUGGUAUCCCUAAAAGGGUUCCUGGCUCCUGAGUUCCUGCAAAGGUUCCUGUGGUGAAAAUGUGCCUAUACAGAAAGACGGAGGGAGAGAAAGAGGGGGAGAUGGAACGCUGGCCUGUUCAGUGAAAAGUGCUCCUCAAAGGCUACGAAUCAAAACAUGGCAUCCAUUUUAAUGGCCUUAUAAACGAUCCAAUUAUCUGACCUCUUAUAAUAGGUGAGCACAAAUGAGCUCAAAUUGCUUUUGAUUCUUUUUUUCUUUAUUUAUUUUUUGCCAUCCUCGCUGAGAGGGGAAAAAGUGUUGAGUGGAAAACAAAAAGCCUGAAAAGCCAUAGGCGUUAGUAGAAAUCUAUUUGGGCCACUAGAGAGUGGAUGGUUCCUGAGAGGUGCAGAUUAUUUCUCUUUACAUCAUUAAAGUGCCACAUUUUAUUCGACUUUAUACAUCUAAUAUGGGCUUGUGAGUCCCUGAAGGCUUUCUUUGUUAGGUGAACGUGAGGUGAACAAGGGAUUGCUCGCUGAUAUUGGCUGCUGCCCAAAUCUGUGGCUGUUACUAAUCAUUCUAGAAAUUCACUUCUGUUGGAGUUGCACUAGGGAUCUCUCUCUCAUAUAUAUAUUUCUUUCUUUCUAUCUCAGCUAUGGAAUGUCCUUGUCUUGUUGGGACUUGUUUGCUAUUCUUUGUCGGUUGUAAUGAUUUAUGAGCUGGUUGUUGUUGUACAUGUCCUCGUUGCUGUUUACAUGAAUUAUCUAAGUUAUUCCGAUCUUGUUUAUCGAAAUUAAAAGGGAAAAUAAUUGUGUGAGGGAGGAGAGAGAAAAAGAGAUGGUUAUGGAGCAGAGAGCUAUUUAAUCUUUAUCGAGUCACCUUUUUUCUUUUUUUUUUUUUUAAGUUUUGAAGCACUGUCUAUCCAUCUUUGACUUGUUCCUGUCUGUUCUUCCUGUUGAUGUAAAAUCGACAUUUUGAACUGAUAUUACUGAAACAUAUCUGAUAUGCACUUGUCUUUUUUUUUGUUUUAUUUCAUUUUUUUUAUUUACCUGUGAAUUUUAACCCAUCUAUCAGGGAUUUCUGCCUGUCCAUAUGAUGCUGCUUUCUUUUUUUUCCUCUUUCUUUCUGUUUUAGGAUCUGAAAGCAUGCCACAGUCGGAUCCUGUGUAAGAAUAGCAGCCAAUCAAAUCAUUUUAUAUCACAGAGCAGCGGUCAAGAUACAACAAAAGAGAGAGUGUGUGUGUGUGUGUGUGUGUGUGUCUGUCCCAUAUGUUGUGUCAGAGUAGAUCAAAAGCUGUAUUGAUGAUUUUGCAGCCAGCGACAGAUGGACACACAUGCGCAUACACACAACAGUCAGGACUCUCAUCUCAAAGUAUUACCUGAUGCACACUGUGGAGUGUGUGUGUGUUUGUGCUUGGUUAACCUGUCUGACUCACCACACACUCUUUCACACUUGACUUCUCUCCACUGAACCGCCGUUAGUCAGGUCAUUAGUCGAGGAUGCAGGUCUAAUCAUGUACUGUGUAUACUGUGUAUAAUGUAUAUUAUCAAGCCACUUACUAUGGAAGUCCAAAGAGGCCAUCUGUUUUUUUUUUUUUUUCUGUCACUCCUGUUAUCUUGAGAUCAAAUAUCAUUCUCUAGAUAAUUGUUUUUUUUUAUUAGAAUAUGAUUUGGUUGGUUAUAGUUUAUCUGGGUAAUAGAGAGAAAAAUUCCAAUGAAAGAUAAAGAUUUGUAAAUCCUUGGCAUUGAGUUUAGUUGUUGAAUUAAAAACUUGUUUUCUGGCAGUUAAGAUUUUAUGAUAUUUUUCUUGGAGCAGGACAGAAGAAAUUAUAAUGAUGGAUGGCCUCUGUGGAUUUCACUAACUUGCAUUGUUUUUAUUUCUUCUUUUUUUUUUUUUUGCAGUGAAUCACCAGGUUCAAAUGUGAAUCUGAUUUUGUUAUCAGUGAAAACGCAAAAUUCUUUUGUAAUUUUUUUUUUUAUUAUUCAUUACAUAUCUGUGAUAUAUAUUCAGUGAUUUCCACUUGCGGCAGCUUGUCUUCGGUUUUUAUUCCUCUGAAAAUGAAUUUCUUUUUGCAAACCAGUCUGAGACAAACCAGUCAAACAUUUUCCUGUAUUUCUUUUCAAACUGGAGCACUGGGGUCAGUUUUAUCAUUAAUGCUUAUGGUAUGGUAUGUGCUGUUGAUAAGCCUCAAAACAUGACUGUGUCCUCGGAGUGGAUCUCAAUUAUGUCACUUGAUGCCAGAUUGUAGCCACUAGAGGGCAUGAGACGCCUCAGCUGAAUCUGUUCAGCCAUCAGUCCCAUCGUCUGUCUCACUGCAUCACCCCAAAGUGAGUGAUGAGGCACACAGUGACCCCUACUGACCCUCAGAGUCUAAUACAAACCCUCAAUGUCUAUAAAAACUUCAAUAUUUUCAGACUUGCCAGUUUUAGACAACAGUCUCCUUGUGAGUUUUUGGUUCUUUCCUUUCUGCGAGUUUCUGGAUGUAUCUAAGGACUGCUACACAGCCUACAGAAGGCUAAGCACUGAGCAGUCUUGUCAUGUUUUUUGCCUUGUCGUUUUUUUAUUUUUUUUUUUUUUCUUGAGAGGAUGUGGUUAAGAAAAAAACCACUGUGUAAUUGCGUGUAUGUUUUUCAGUGGCUUGGCAUCUCCUUUCUUCUCUUUUCGCGCUCACAUUUCUGCAUUUCUUUCUGCAUUUGUGUCCCAUUCAGGGUUCAAACCACUUCUCUAAAAUAUCUUUCCCAGCAGAGCGUGAGAAGAAAAAACAAACAAAAAAAGCCGAUGUAUUUACACAAAAGAACGCAGACAUUUAUGAGAAAAAAUGACAUUUUUCCUCCUCUGUGGGUAAAGAUGAGAGUGUACAUUUAUGAAUUAAUAAGAAAGACUUUUUGUUCUGUAUAUGAAUGGCUCUAUGUUAACCUGAACAGAAAAUAAUUAAUUCUAUGACAAAGAAACUAUAAUAAAUUAAUUUUAAAAAUGUGUCAUUGCUGUGACUUGGGUAUUCUUGGGUAUUCAUUCUAAAGCUGGUCUGACACUGUGAUCCCAAUUAAAUCUUGGCUGAAUUCAAUUACAGAUUGUGCAAUAAAUUGUGUUCCCCAUGCCAGAUUAUAUAAUGAAGAUCCUCUUACGA
Pangasianodon hypophthalmus (striped catfish) is the source of this 26527-nucleotide messenger RNA. It is a transcript of the gene mgat3b, whose product is annotated as beta-1,4-mannosyl-glycoprotein 4-beta-N-acetylglucosaminyltransferase b. Gene Ontology annotation, biological process: protein N-linked glycosylation; N-acetylglucosamine metabolic process. Bases 15849 to 17651 code for a protein of 600 amino acids. The record is from RefSeq and is a predicted model, not a curated record. Gene Ontology annotation, molecular function: beta-1,4-mannosylglycoprotein 4-beta-N-acetylglucosaminyltransferase activity. Gene Ontology annotation, cellular component: membrane. Lineage: Eukaryota; Metazoa; Chordata; Actinopteri; Siluriformes; Pangasiidae. The transcript is spliced from 4 exons.